UGUGGUAGUAUCUUUCAGGCACCUCCUUCCCUUUAUUACAUCCCGAAUUUCAUCACACCUGAAGAAGAGGAGGUCAUCACGUCAUGCAUCGUGAACGCUCCGCAACCGAAAUGGACCGUGCUUUUGAAUCGUCGAUUACAGAACUAUGGUGGUGUGGUUGGCAAGAAGGCGCUGAUACCAGCUGAUGAUAUUCCAUUGUUACCUGAUGAAGAAAUUGACAACUUGGGUGUUUUCCCGAGUCCAUCCAACCAUGUUCUAGUGAAUGAGUAUACCCCGGGACAAGGAAUUAUGCCACACACGGAUGGACCGGCAUUCUUUCAGCUCGUCUCGAACGUUACCAUGGGUUCACAUACGCUUCUCGAUUUGUAUAGACCAGUGAAUCAAGAG
This is a messenger RNA of Ostertagia ostertagi, 387 nucleotides long. Lineage: Eukaryota; Metazoa; Nematoda; Chromadorea; Rhabditida; Trichostrongylidae. The record is from the annotation of a GenBank genome assembly.